CUAUAUUUGCGCAACGUGUUCAUACACGUCCGUCAUUGCUGCUCUCAUUGCCAAGUGCAUCCCCGGCCUCCACUUCCAACGGCCGAGGGUGAGAAACUCGGUCUUGAGUCGGGAGAAGUCGAGGCAAGCCUUGUCAUACUCUUGAUUUUCUGUCGUUCUAAUAAGAGCCCAAAUCGGUGAAUUUGCGAACGACUACAUCGUGACUUCAUGGACUGGACAGCAUUUGGCGACGGUAUAGGUGCACACCGGCCCAGCGCCGCUGGUAACAGAUACGACCAACCAGACCUCGUGCAACAGGAUCAACGACAAAAUUUACGCGCUGAAGAACCAAGUCCCGAUAGUACUGAUGAGAAGUCUCUUGAGCUCCCCCAGGCCGACGAGACCUCUCCUUAAUUGCAGAUAUAUUUUAGCAUCUUCCUUCGUCUGUCAUUUCAGUUAUUGCAUGAACUUGCCUUUGCUCUCUUUCCUAUCCC
Messenger RNA from Suillus subaureus, 473 nucleotides. RefSeq lists its product as uncharacterized. The transcript has a single exon. The record is from RefSeq and is a predicted model, not a curated record. NCBI's taxonomy places the organism in Eukaryota, Fungi, Basidiomycota, Agaricomycetes, Boletales, Suillaceae. The coding region runs from base 208 to 393 and encodes 61 amino acids.